UGUAGGUUGAGCUGAAUGCGGUGAACGCCGAGCUGGUAGCUCUGAAAUGCCAACUUGCUGUGGAGUAGGAGAAAAUUUUGGUCCACUCGAAGGAGCUGGCUGGCCUUCGUGAGGAGCAUGAGCGGGCCAUCACUCGCUUGCGCGAGGAGUCGUUGUCGGCUCUUGUGAUAGCGAAGGAGAGCCAAGAUAAGGCAGAAGCCGCAUUGGAGAAACUGCAAGGUGACUCCAAAAUCCACAAGGCAUGUAUCAAGAAACUUGAGGGUCUACUAAAGGAUGUCGACCAGGCUCUGUAGAAGGCUUUCCCCCGGAUGUUUGAUCGUGACCUCUUGUCACUUGGCCGGGACAAUCGAUUCUCCUUCCAUUGGAAACGGAUGGAGGAGAUUGACCUUGCUUUAUGCAUGAUCUUCCAACAUCUUGCUCCGGGCGAAGUGCUUCCGCAUGAGUAUGAGGCCUUCCUGGGAGUACUGCAGGAUGUUCCCAUUGUCAUCGACUGGUGGAAGAGGUCAUCCUGUUAUGGCGGCAUUACUCGGGCCCUUGCGUACACUCACUCCCAUCACCAUGAUGCUGCAAUCCCAGCGAUAUGGCUUGGAUUUAUUGCGAUGGUAGCGAGGAGAGUCAGAGGGAAGCUGCUGCUGCCCUGGAUUAUUGCAAGGUCUUCAGUGCUCGCAUCCAGAGGGAAGUUGAUCUGGACUCUUUCUAUGCCUCAGAUGGCCCUCCGGAGGAUCUCAGCAACGAGGAGCUUCAGGUCGAUUACGCUUCGCCGACCCCUUUCGCUGCUGUUAGCAAGGGUCGCCUCUUCAACUCCAGGCUGAGGUUUGUCGGGGAGUGAGAGGACUUGGGCAAUGAAGCCCCCAAGUCGGAGAUGGAGUCGACUAUCGUCGCAACAAAUCCUACUGAAAAAAUGCUUAUUAAGAGAUAAACUUUAGCGUGCUCAGCCCCCUGUGUGUCACAUGUGCUCUGGUAGCUCAAACUCAUGUUCGUCCCCUUUUGAGGGGCUUUUAUUGUAAUAUGACUCGCUGGCUCGACUCGUUUGUGCGCGCCAUGUUUGGCAAGCUGCAAUGAUUUAAUCAUUUUUCACCUAA
Lolium perenne is the source of this 1082-nucleotide messenger RNA. Lineage: Eukaryota; Viridiplantae; Streptophyta; Magnoliopsida; Poales; Poaceae. The record is from RefSeq and is a predicted model, not a curated record.